AUGACAAGACAAAAGCCCCCAGAGAAGGAGGGCGGCCUGCCCCGACAAGUGGGCAACAAGACGGAGUGUGGCCUGCUUGGCUUCGCCUUGGAUCUGAAGCAGGACUACAAGCCCGUGCGGAGCCAGAUGCCAGAGGAGAAGCUGUACAAUGUGUACACCUUCAACUUGCUGCGCAAAUCCAUGAGCACCGUGAUCAAGCUGCCCGAUGAGAGCUUCCGCAAGUACAGCAACGAGGCCUCGGAGAUCGUGCUCAAGAAGUGCUGCAAGAUCCUCAACGGGGCAGGCGAACCCCGGGUCUUCCGACCCCGAGACCGGGACGAAUUGGUGAAGAAGGAGAUUGAGCCCAUGGCAUGUGACGGGCUGAGGACCAUCUGUGUGGCCUACCGCGACUUCCCCAGUAGUCCUGAGCCCGACUGGGACAGUGAGAAUGACAUCCUCAACGACCUCACCUGCAUCUGCGUGGUGGGCAUUGAAGACCCUGUCCGGCCAGAGGUUUCUGAAGCUAUCCGCAAGAGCCAGAGAGCAGGCAUCACAGUCUGCAUGGUCACCGGGGACAACAUCAACACAGCCCGUGCCAUCGCCAUUAAAUGCGGCAUCAUCCACCCUGGGGAGGACUUCCUGUGUCUGGAGGGCAAGGAGUUCAACAGGCGCAUCCUUAAUGAGAAGGGAGAGAUCGAGCAGGAGCGGAUUGAUAAGAUCUGGCCGAAACUUCGGGUGCUGGCCCGCUCCUCGCCGACGGACAAGCACACACUAGUCAAAGGAAUCAUUGACAGUACCCACACGGAGCAGCGGCAGGUGGUGGCAGUCACGGGGGAUGGCAUGAAUGAUGGCCCUGCUCUCAAGAAGGCGGAUGUGGGCUUCGCCAUGGGCAUUGCGGGUACUGACGUAGCCAAGGAGGCCUCCGACAUCAUCCUCACAGAUGACAACUUUAGCAGCAUCGUCAAGGCAGUCAUGUGGGGUCGCAACGUGUACGACAGCAUCUCCAAGUUCCUGCAGUUCCAGCUGACAGUCAACGUGGUGGCCGUGAUCGUGGCCUUUACUUGAGCCUGCAUCACGCAAGACUCGCCGCUGAAGGCCGUGCAGAUGCUAUGGGUGAACCUUAUCAUGGACACCUUCGCCUCCCUGGCUUUGGCCACCGAGCCCCCCACUGAGACCCUGCUGCUGAGGAAGCCAUAUGCCCGCAACAAGCCCCUCAUCUCCCACACCAUGAUGAAGAAUAUUCUUGGCCACGCCGUCUACCAGCUGACGCUCAUCUUCACACUGUUCUUUGUUGGUGAAAAGAUGUUCCAGAUCGACAGUGGGAGGAAUGCACCCUUGCACUCGCCACCCUCUGAGCACUACACCAUCAUUUUCAACACCUUCGUCAUGAUGUAACUCUUCAAUGAGGUCAACGCGCGUAAGAUCCACGGUGAACGCAACGUCUUCGACGGCAUCUUCUGAAACCCCAUCUUCUCCACCAUCGUACUGGGCACCUUUGCCAUCCAGAUUGUCAUCGUGCAGUUUGGGGGGGAAGCCUUUCAGCUGCUCCCUGCUGCAGCUGGACCAGUGGAUGUGGUGCAUCUUCAUCAGCUUAGGGGAGCUCGUGUGGGGCCAGAGUUCUUCCCUGCCGUGCCCUUGAUGACUGUGAUAGUUUUGAAGGACCUGUUGGUUUUGUUUGCUUGUGAAUCUUUUCUGAAUCUCUCAAGCUCACCUCAGAGAAAUAGGAUGGUUACCGCCAAAAACGGCACCCUGGAAUUGCUCUGGGCGAGAAAUCAAGAAACACCUAGUGACUCUCCUCAGAGGGCUAAAAAUGGCACCCCCAAAACUCAGUCGUGGAACUGUGGAGGCCAAGAUAUCAAGAAACACCCAAUCAACGCCUCUGCUGCAGCCUUGACUAACCCUGUCUACGAGGAAUGUUGGAUUUGCUACUCUGCCCAGCUGCCCUUCUACGAAGGAAUUGCCACCUUCGGCGGGUCCACUGCUACCAAGAACCCUGCUGACCUCCAAUGGGGAGCUGAGACACAUCAAGGCAUAACUUUGAGUCAGAUCAUGGGCCUUUCGAGUGCUAAACCUGGAAGCCCACCAAGUAGCCGCUCCUCAGAGGACUAUGAAGAAACAGAAACAGAAAUCGAAACAGAAAAGGAAUUGUUGAAUGAAGAUCUACUCAAGAACCUGACAAAAGACACUGAUCUGACCAAUAAGUUCCAGAAUGGUGUGACAAAACUGUCCAAAAUAUCAUAG
Molecule: messenger RNA, 2220 nt
Organism: Suncus etruscus (white-toothed pygmy shrew)
Lineage: Eukaryota; Metazoa; Chordata; Mammalia; Eulipotyphla; Soricidae
Product: plasma membrane calcium-transporting ATPase 2-like
Biological process (GO): calcium ion transmembrane transport; regulation of cytosolic calcium ion concentration
Cellular component (GO): intracellular membrane-bounded organelle; postsynaptic density membrane
Molecular function (GO): P-type calcium transporter activity; PDZ domain binding; ATP hydrolysis activity
Source: RefSeq, a predicted model, not a curated record